GAGGUGACGUUCGUCUAUUCGUCUCUUCCUCCUCCCUCUCUCCCAUCCGAACGACAUCGAUUUGGAGAUGCAUUUUUUUGAACUUUAGGUAGAAUUUUUGUGGGAUGCGAUGAAUUCCUCGCAGUUCAUGGACAAGCAGGUGACGGUGCUGUCGGGGAGAUCGCAGAGCGGCGACCUCUUCGAUCUGAUGGACCUCCAAGAGGAGCACCAGAACAAUGGAGGCGUGUUCACGGUGGAGGAGAUUCUUCCGAGUUACGACUUCCAGCCUAUCCGGACUGUCGGCUCGUGGCCGCCCAUGAAUGCCGGCCUCGAUGGGGCCUCCAAGAAGAUGGGUUCCUCCAGUCUCAGGGUAUGGUAUUCCGGUGUUCUGGAACCCCUUGAAAUAGCAAAAGUUAGUCAUGAGAAAGAAAGGGAUGCAUAUGAUGUGGCUAGAGUGGUUGAGAUUGAUCGUGCGGUGAAGAAAUAUGCUGAUAAUCUGCUACAUGCUUUGGAAGGUGUAAGUUCUAGGUUGUCACAACUGGAGAGCAGAACUUGUUACCUUGGAAGCUCUGUAGAUGAAUUGAAGGUUUCUGUUGGGAAUAAUCAUCGCAGCACUAAUGGGAGGCUAAGACAAAUAGAGAAUAUUUUAAGAGAGGUCCAAACUGGUGUGCAAGUUUUGCGUGAUGAACAAGAUAUUGCAGAAGCUCAGCUACAACUUGCCAAGCUACAAGCUUCCAAGGGAGAACAGUUACCUGGAAAGGCUAGCAUCGGACAACCAGACUCUUGGCAACAAGUACCUCCUCCACAGCCUGUCCAACAACCACUUCAAACCCCAGCUGCUCCACCUCAACCAUCUCCACAUCCUUCUACCUUUGUUCCUAAUGCUCCUCCUCCACCUCCACCACAACAAAAUCCAUCUUCCAUUCCUUAUUUUUCUCAAUUGCCUCAGUCACAGAUGCCCACUGUCCCAUCUCCAGCUGGAGAGCCCUACCUGGGCCCACCGGUUCAGCCAACAUAUACUACACAUCAACUGUACCAGAUGCGUGUACAGCAAUCACAGCCACCAUCACCACAACAGUACCAAUCAGAAUCUCAGCUACAGCAGCCAUUCUCUCAACCAAUCCAGACAGACCAACCUCCAAAUCCUUCUCCACAGCUUCAACCAACAUUGUCCCACCCCACCGAGGAGUCAGCACCAUAUAUGUCACCAUCUCAAAGCUAUCCUCCUAGCAUCUGCCAACCUGCACCUCUCACUCAGCCAUCAACCAGGUCACCUCCUACUCAACGAUUUUAUGGGCCCAAUACCAGCAUGUAUGAACCUCCAGCAAGCAGGCCGAGCCUUGUCCCUAUACCCUAUUGUGCUGCUUAUAAUAUACCAACUGGUGCUAGCUUCUCGGAACCAUAUAGUUACAGUGGAUCACCUUCCCACUAUGGUAGCUGUACAAUGAAGCCAUCUCCCUUUUCUUCCUCUGCGGCAUCAGGUGGAAGCAACUACCAGCACCUCCCAAUGGCUGAAGUAUUGCCGCAAGCACUGCCAACUGAAUCAAGUUCUGGCGGGAGCACUGGGAAUGGAGUGGCAAUUGAUGAUGUUGUGGAAAAGCUUGCAUCAAUGGGGUUCUCGAGAUAUCAGGUUAGAGCAACCGUGCAAAAACUUACAGAGAAUGGGCAGUCCGUGGAUCUGAAUAUUGUGCUUGAUAAACUUAUGAAUGAUGGGGACAUCCAGCCACAGAAAGGUUGAUUUGGACAGGGUGAUGUGUGAUUACUUCUGUUAUUGCUUUGUAAACAUAUUGUCGGUGAAUCAUCUCAUUUUCUGUAGCAGUGGAGGGUCUGUGUGGGGGACCUGGAUUGGACUCCAGAUGCUAUUGGAGUGCAGGCCGGGUUCUAAUUAAUACCUUUUGCAUGAAGUGUUUCUUUAUUGUUCAUGGAAGUCCUAUGGCAUGCUUUUUAAA
This is a messenger RNA of Elaeis guineensis (African oil palm), 1928 nucleotides long. The record is from RefSeq and is a predicted model, not a curated record. Lineage: Eukaryota; Viridiplantae; Streptophyta; Magnoliopsida; Arecales; Arecaceae.